AAAAAACAAGAAAAUUCACACUGUCGUUCUUCUCAUCAGCUCCCAAAAUUUUCCUUUUUUCCCCUUAAAUUUCAUUGAAAUGCUUCUCAGUACGCCGGAAUCUCAGACGGUCUGUUAAGCUACAGGCCGGAAAUAUCAUUUCUUUAUCCAUUAUCACCCGCCCCUUUCCUCUCAAUCUGGUACAUAAAAGGCAAGAAUGGAUUUAGGGGACAGCAAGUUGUUGAAUAUGGGUCUGCUGCUGAUCGCCACCGUGGCGGCGGCGAAGCUGAUCGCCGCCCUGAUCAUGCCCAGAUCCAAGAAGCGGCUGCCGCCGAGGGUGAAAUCGUGGCCUCUGAUCGGCGGGCUGGCCCGGUUCCUGAGAGGCCCGAUCGUGAUGCUCCGGGAGGAGUACCCGAAGCUGGGGAGCGUCUUCACCCUAAACCUGCUCAACAAGAACAUCACGUUCCUGAUUGGGCCGGAGGUCUCGGCCCAUUUCUUCAAGGCCCCGGAAUCCGAUCUCAGCCAGCAGGAGGUGUACCAAUUCAAUGUGCCCACUUUCGGGCCGGGAGUGGUUUUCGAUGUGGACUACUCAAUCAGGCAAGAGCAGUUCAGGUUCUUUACUGAGUCUCUCAGAGUCACUAAGCUCAAAGGUUAUGUGGAUCAGAUGAUCAUGGAAGCUGAGGAGUACUUUUCCAAAUGGGCAGACAGUGGUGAAGUGGAUUUAAAAUAUGAACUGGAGCACUUGAUCAUCCUCACAGCCAGCAGAUGCCUGCUGGGGGAAGAAGUUCGCAACAAGCUGUUCGAAGACGUGUCGGCUCUCUUCCACGACCUUGACAACGGCAUGCUCCCCAUCAGCGUCAUCUUCCCCUACCUCCCCAUUCUGGCCCACCGCCGGCGUGACCGGGCCCGCAAGAAGCUGGCCGAGAUCUUCUCUGACAUCAUCGCCUCCCGCAAGAAAACCGGCAAGUCCGAGAACGACAUGCUACAGUGCUUCAUAGAAUCCAAGUACAAAGACGGCCGCCAGACGACCGAAUCCGAAGUCACCGGUCUACUCAUUGCCGCCCUAUUCGCCGGCCAGCACACGAGCUCCAUCACCUCGACUUGGACAGGGGCCUACCUCCUCUGCCACGGCAAGCACAUGUCGGCCGUUCUGGAAGAGCAGAAGAGUCUGAUGAAGAAACAUGGUGCUACUAAGGUGGACCAUGAUGUCUUGUCUGAAAUGGAUGUCUUGUACAGGUGCAUAAAGGAGGCUCUGAGACUCCACCCUCCAUUGAUAAUGCUCCUAAGAAGCUCACACAGUGAUUUCCAGGUCACCACGAAAGAGGGGGUCGAGUACGACAUCCCCAAGGGCCACAUCGUGGCCACGUCCCCUGCUUUCGCGAACCGGCUCCCGCACAUUUUCAAAGAACCGGACGCGUACGACCCGGACCGGUUCGGUCCGGGGAGGGAGGAGGACAAGGUGGCCGGACCGUUCUCGUACAUAUCGUUCGGGGGCGGCAGGCACGGGUGUUUGGGCGAACCGUUUGCGUACUUGCAGAUAAAGGCGAUAUGGAGCCACUUGCUGAGGAACUUUGAGCUGGAACUCGUCUCCCCCUUCCCGGAGAUCGACUGGAACGCGAUGGUCGUGGGGGUCAAGGGGAAGGUCAUGGUGAGGUACAAGCGCCGCAAGCUGGCCGUUGAUUGAUUGGUUGAAUGAACUCUGCUGCCAUUUGAUUAGCCAUAUCUGUUAGUUCCUUCAUCUCUUCCUUGAUUGUUUUUUGGGUUUUUUGAUGACCCUUUUGCCCCCAAAAACAAAAUAACAGAACAUUUUAAUGUAUUUGAGUUUGGUGGUGUUUUUUUUUUUUGUUUUCAUGUAAAAAUUUGUUUGUGGGCAAGUCUAGUCUUUGAGUGAGUGAAUUCUAUUUAUGUGGUCUUGUUCUAUUGUGCUGCUGCUGUGGUUAC
Cuscuta campestris is the source of this 1920-nucleotide messenger RNA. Lineage: Eukaryota; Viridiplantae; Streptophyta; Magnoliopsida; Solanales; Convolvulaceae. The record is from the annotation of a GenBank genome assembly.